AGGCAGCAGCCGCGACUCGCUCUGGUCCUGUAUUGGCUGAUCGCUGUGCUCCGCCGGUGUGUGUGUGUGUGUGUGUGUGUGUGUGUGUGUGUGUGUGUGUCUCAUAUUUUUAGCGCUGCUCGGCCUGCCAGUGCAGGGCUCGCGCGCUCGCGCCGCUCCGGUCCCGCAGUAGCAGCAGGAGAAGGAGGAGGGAGCUGUGUGUGAACGCGCGCGAGCUGGAGGCGUGCUGUGCAGGACAUUAUAGCGGACAGUGGAGCCCCGAGCUCGAGCGGACCGGAGGCGCGUUCCCGCCUGUGUGGAAAUGGCGAGUCCCAAUGAGGAGCAGCAGCAUCAGCACGAAGCCGGAGAAACGAGCCAGGAGCCCGCCGUGCUGGAGGCCCAGAAAUGGAUAGAGGCAGUGACUGGGAGGAGUUUUGGAGAGAAGGACUUCAGAAGUGGACUGGAGAAUGGCAUUCUGCUGUGCGAGCUGCUGAGUUCCAUCAAACCAGGACUUGUGAAAAAGAUUAACAGACUCCCAACCCCCAUCGCAGGACUGGAUAAUCUCACCAUGUUCCUGAGGGGAUGUGAGGAGCUGGGAUUGAAAGGAACGCAGCUGUUCGACCCUGGAGACCUGCAGGACACUUCCACACGUGCUAACCUCACGGGUUCAGACCUGAGUCGAAAGCUGAAGAACGUGCUGAUAACGAUCUACUGGCUGGGAAAAACUGCUAACAGCUGCACGUCGUAUAACGGUCCGACACUCGACCUGAAGGAAUUUGAAGGCCUUCUGUCCAUGAUGAGAAAGGAGUGUGUAAGUGAGGAGUCAGACUCUCCUAAGCGGAAUAUACGAGACAGUGGUUAUAUAGAUAAUUGGGAAUCCGAGCGUUCUGAUUCGCUGUCUCCACCAAGGCACGGACGGGAUGACUCAUUCGAUAGCCUGGACUCGUUCGGUUCACGAUCGCAAAACACACCGUCCCCUGACACUGUCCUCCGUGGCAACAGUGACGACUCAGAAGGUGACGGUGGAUCCCGGAGGUUGCCAGAUGUGCGCAAAGAUGACAUGUCUGCCCGCCGGGUGUCCUAUAAAGAGCCGCGUGCCGUGGUGCCCUUUAACCAGUAUCUUCCCAACAGAAGCAACCAAACCAACUACAUUCCUGCUCCGCUGAGGAAGAGGAGGAGUGAGCGAGAGGAGGAGUGGAGGAGCACGAGCAACGCCACCUCCCCUGUUAGUGGAGAGAAACCACUCAGAGAGGAGUGUGUUGGUGCACUGAAAGAGGAAGGGAGCAGCACAAACUCCCAGAGAACUGUUACCUGGGCAGUGGCCAAAGGGGUGGAGCCUGAGCUUGGGGAGGAGCUAAAGAAGAUAAGAAAGCUAGAAAAGGCGGGAAUUAAAGUGUUGCCCGCCUCUGUGCGAUAUAACAACAGUGCUAAAGUUAUUGCUGCAGAGCCUGAUCAGCUCAGGUCUCCAUCACCGGACAUCAUUCUUCGACGCGACAACGAAUUCAUGCGAGCGGACCACCCGCACGACUGGGACGCCAACGAGGAUGAUGACGAUGAAGACGAAGACAGGAGAGUCCCGGACGUCCAGAAGGACGAUCUGGCAUCUCGAAGAGCACGCAUGAACCAGCCGCGUCCCGGUGUGACGCGUCACUUCCUGCCGGUGGGGUGUAGCAAGAAGGAUCAGGAGCGGUGGGAAGGGAUACGACUGGCAUCCCAGCAUGCUGUGCUGGAGAGGAUGGAGAAAAUGGAGCAGGAGAAAAGGAGUGAACAUGCUCCUAACACAGCUCCAGCCUCAGCUUCUGAAUCUCCACUAGCUCUGGUCUCUGAUGUAAAACGCUCCUCAGCAGAGAGGGACUCAGCUCUGGAGCUGAGGCUGACUGAGAAAGUGAAGGUUGAGAAGGAAUAUGAGGAAAAAGAAGACAAAGAGGAGGAGGAGGAAGAGGAGGAGGAGGAGAAUGAGAAGGAUAGGCAGCCAGACGUGGAAAAGGAUGACAUGAUGGCCCGGCGGACAGGGCUGUUUCAGAAGGGAAUGAGCGGGACGUCCUACAACCAGUUUCUGCCCCUGCCAGGCACAAGGAAAAAGGUGGCUCCUGUUGGGCAGAAAGAAGGAUCACCUCUAAGCAGAUCUGCAGUAGUUAAAGAUCCUCUGAUGCUGGAGAGAAACAUAAAGACUAAGCGCUUCAAGAUCGGACAGAGAGCUGACCCGGUAAACACGGACCCACCGUCCGUCUCUCACAAGGAACCAACUGUUCUCAGUUCAGCUUCAGCCCACAGUGAUGAUUAUGAUGAUCAGCGUGAUGACGAAGGUCCGCUGCCUGACCUGGAGAAGGACGACAUGCUCGCAAGGAGAGCAGUAUUGCACCAUAAGCAGAGCGGGAGUCAGGUCCAGGCGUUUAAUGUCUUUCUGCCUAAACCUGGAGCCGCCAAACGCAAAACUGCCACCGCUGGUGGGCAAAACCAGGGCAGUGAGAAAGAGAAAAAACCCACUGCUGAAAGCGCUGUGACCCCACCUUCAGCAGACGUUCACAACACCCCCGAGAAGGGCCCUCAGAUGCUGGACAGGCAGGAGGCGGGCACUGAGGGUGUGAUGGGUGGCAGAAGUGCUGUUUUAGGUGGGGCCAAUGCCAAAAGCCCCUCCCCUAAGCCUGACCCCACCCCACGGCGCCCGUUUUGGCUGGAAGAUGAUGAUCUCCCCCCAACAUUCAGUCACAAGGCUGCUAAUGUUUCUGAUGAAUCAGAGAGCGUCAGUUUGAUUGACAUGCGUGAUGAGGAGGAGGUGGACACCCUGUCGCCACACAGCCAACUGCGACACGAGAGACUCCACAACCAGUACAACAAGCUGAGAGAGGAGGAGGACCAGUGGCAGGAUGACCUCGCUCGGUGGAAGAACCGAAGGCGGAGUGCCUCUCAGGAUCUCAUAAAGAAGGAGGAGGAGAGGAAGAUGAUGGAGAAACUGAUGCUGAAAGAGGAAGGUGGCCCUCGCAGGAAGAGCAUCAAAACCUACAAAGAGAUUGUGGAGGAGAAGGAGCGCCGAGAGCAUGAGCUGCACGAGCUCUACUGUACAGCCUCGACUCCAGAGGAGAAGGCGGCGGUGCUACAGCGCUACGCCCUUCGCUUCACCAUCAGCGACGCUAUACUAGAAAAACUACAACUCCCAAAACUCCCUUCUGCCUCUACACCAGAGAUCACGCCCUCCCCCACCCACUCUAGGCAACAGACCACGUAUACACUUAAUGAAGAAGCAGAACUUCCAGUGGAUCUUCAGCCCGCUCUAACACUACAACACCAAACACAGCCCCACCAGCACAUGCCUCAAACUUCAGUACACAGCCUUCCCAAGACCCCGGAGUUAAUACCUGCACCUGUCCCUAAAGUCCCUAAAGUCCCUAAAAUCCCAGAAGUACCGCACUCGCCUACACGGAUACCCCCUCCACCCUCCAAACCCGUGCCGCUGCUGACCCCGAAGCCUUACAGCCAGCCCAAACUCAACCAGGCUUCUCACAAAUCAGUUAAAACUGAUGGAUUGGUGCGAUUGAAUGGAGAAUGUGGCGUAGAGGAAACAAGAGAGACCCCGGCAGUGACUCCAGUAGUGCGACCUGUCACCUUCUGCCCAGCGCCUCCAAAACCACCAGCCAAAACUCACCAACAAGAACCUGAAGUCUCACCAUCCAGCGAGAGCAUAGCACCACAAACCACUCAGACCUUAUCUACUGUCUCCAGCCAGAUAAAAGAGGAGACAGAUGCUCCGUGCAGUCCUCAGGAGAAGAGCAGUGAGGAGGAGACCUCCUCGACACUCACACAUUCAGAAAUAACAGAAGAGAAGCAGACAGUUUCCAACACAACAGUGAAGCGCAACUGUGUUAUAAAGACAACCAUUGUGACGGAGCUCACGCAGAUCCACCCAGUUCCUACAACAGAUAUGUCCAGUACUGACCAGCUAAGCAGUUCAGAUGCCUCAGCCCAGAAGCCUUCUGACGAAGUUUCUUCUGCCGACUCAAGACAGGCUGAUGAUAUGUCCCAGUCACUUUCUCUGACAGACCCCUCACUCACCUCCAGUAACUCUAGGUUACGCUGGGAGUUCUUCGCUCCGACAGACGGACUUGACUUCACCAGCGAAUGUAUCGAAACCCCGAUUUUAAACCUUGCAAAGCGUGUUGAUCACUGGACAUGGGAUCCUAAUGAGGAGCGUAAGCGGCAGGAGAGGUGGCAGCAAGAGCAGGAGCGCCUGCUACAGGAGAAGUAUCAGCAGGAACAAGAACGGCUAAAGAAGGAGUGGGAGAAGGCACAAAAGGAGGUGGAAGAAGAGGAGAGGAAACACAAUGAAGAGGAGCGACGGAUCCUGGAGGAGACCACAACACCAUUGACCCCAAGCAUUUCAGCUCAGUCUCCCCCCGCCGUAACAGAAUGUCCUGCGGUUUCCACACCUCCUCAAGACUCGGUCGUCCUCUCUCUGGCUGACUGGGAUAAAAAACGGGAAAUGCUGGAGAAACAGCAGAAAAAUGGGGUGGAACACAGCACUGAUCAGGCAGAAGCAAUCGCACCCGCACAGCAGAACGGCCAAGGAGCAGAACAUCAGGAGAGUCAGUCAGCUACACCACAGCUGCAGUUCAUACAAGAUGGGACUUGGAGCUCUAAGUCAGAGAGCAGGUCAGAGUGGAAGAAAACAGCCUCGCUGGAUCGCAAUACAGGCCCUUCUCAGGCACAGCCCCCCAGAAUGAGGAGGACUGGCUCGUAUGAAAACAUUUUAGGGACGCACUCAUCUAAUUCACCUCCAUCGUCACAAGACACACCGCCCCCAUCGCCCAGCAGGUCAGUAAGUGGUAAGAAGCUUUGCUCCAGCUGUGCACAUCCACUGGGGAAAGGAGCGGCUAUGAUCAUCGAGACUCUGGGGCUCUACUUCCACAUCCAGUGCUUUAAGUGUGGUGUGUGCAAAGGGCUACUUGGUGACACAAGCACAGGAACUGACGUUCGGAUUCGGAACGGUGUUCUCAACUGUCAAGACUGCUACAUUAAAUCACGAGCUGCUGGCCAGCCAACCACCUUGUGACCCCUUUGCCAAGCCAACCGAAGCCUAGACCAUUCCCAAGAAGAAGACAUGAGAGCUGAUGUUUCAAUUGUGGAGUGAUUUACAUAAAAGCACAACCAUUCAGAUCACCCUGCAACUCAAACGGAUGAAACUGGGAUAUUUACGGCGUGUUUGUUUAUUAUUCUGGACUCUUAAUCACACUAAGCUGCAAAUAUGUGCUUCUGACCAUUAGACACAUGAGUGAAAAAAUGAAUUGUGGUAACAAGUAUUAAAACCUCACGUUAGCUUGUUGUACAAAAUGGAUCUUUCCACUCGCCUGGAUAGUAUAGAUCAAUUAAAUUAGCAAUAAAACACAGACCCGCCUUUUCAGCGAGAAAGGUUCUACUGAGAUUAUAAUGUUUAAUAACGUUUAAUAACCUAAUCAUUGAGCAGCUGGAUAAGAGAAAGAGAUGUAGCUAGGGAAGUCAGCGGUUUUGCACAUUGGACCCUCUGAACUGAGCAUAUAUAUACGGGCUUCAACUUUACAUUUUUACAUCGGAUAUGGGGGGAUGCUAAAAAAAAACUUAAACAAAUGUGAAGGAUGUGAACAUAAGGCAAGAAAUCCAAUUCCUGCCAAUUUUGCAGGAAAGUUGGGAAUUUGGUAACCAAGCAGGAAAAGGACCGCUGAGUGAAAUGUUCAUAAUUUUAAAACUGUGGUUGAAAUUUUAACUUGGAUUUUUUUUUUUGUUUUAUUCCACUCUACAGUUCAAUUUAGUUAAAUUUGUGUGUCUUUUUGUGCUUUUGUGCACUCGCUCCUCUUGUUCAAUUUUAGUUUUUUUUGUUGACUUUAAUUCGUUUUUAACAGUUAAGCAAUGAAAGCAUGUCCUGAUUUUUGAUCGAAACUGAACAAAAUGAAACAUUUGGUGCCAGGGUUUUCAUUAAAUUUGCCACUUUUUUCACCACUGGGUAAAAUUUAUAGUCUACAGGAAUUGUUGACCUGCUUGUCAAAGAAAAAAAAGCUGUUACAAUUUUUUAUUUACCAUAUAAACAUUUUUAAUAUUCCAGCAGGCGUACCAACAAAGCAGCUAGCUAGCUACUGUACGUUUACCUCAACAGUUAACUAGCUAGCUAGUGAAUUUACCUCAGUAGUGCUAUUCUAGUUACAUUAUGUGAGUAUUAACUGUAUUUUACACAGUUUAAAGUAAUUCAUACAAUACUAAAAUGAAAACAUUGCAUCAAAUGACUUGGCGUUAAAUAAGAACAUUGCUUUUUUUUGCCAACUUAGGACGUUUUUGUUUUUUUUGCCAAAUAAUUCAGUACAUCCCUAUUUGUAAUUAAUCCGUAGUCAUUUUAUUUUGUCAGGAAAACUGAUAAAUGUUCUAUUUUGGAAGGAAAAUUAACCCCCCGUAUGAAGUUGAAAGUUGAAAGUGAAUUUCAGCAUGAUAAGCAAUGUUAAGCCCUUAUAGCUUGUAGCCUUAGGAAUUGAUUAAGCCCAUCUUUACUUGUAGCCUGUCCAAAGACUUUUUGCACCAUUUCGUUCAAUUUCAGCCGGAAGGUGAAUAAUGGGAUAAAGCCUUCAAGUAGGCAAAGUUUUCAGUUUUACUUUUUUCCUACAUUUUGCCUUAAUAGCAGGCACUACUUAAUGCUGCAUGACUCUGCGACAGGCCGAUUGUGAAGGAAGUGACUGGAAAUCUUUCAUUAUCAUCUCAGAAAAAGCAAAAAAAAAAAAAAAGACAAAAAACUCUUAAUAAACCUGGUUUGUUAAGCACGUGGUUUUAAGUUAAUCGAUGUGUUAACCUGUGUUUUAAGUAUUAUUUUUAUUUCUGUUCUUGUUCCUCCUCUCGUUUGCUCUCAUUUGCUUCAAUUCGUGAUCAGAUAUAUUAGCCUAGCUUGCGGUUUGAAAUGCAUGAAGUUUGAAAUUGCGUUAUAAUUAGUGAAUGAAUUUCUAUUUCCAUUUUGGUUCUUCUUUACGUUGUUACAUUACAUUUCGCAGCCGUUCGGCAGAGAAGAAGAAAAAAAAAACGUUAAGGUUGUUUGUCUUAGUUUCUUAGUUUUUGUUUUUGUUUUUCUUUCUUUUCUGUUGUUCCAGACAGCUGUAAAUCAUACACAUUGCUGUGUCGUGCCUUACGAAUGAUUGAUUGCACCUUUGGAAGGAGGUUGUUGUGUGCUUGUGUUCCGUGUGCAACGCUCAGAGCAACAUUUUCCAUUUUCUUUGCUUGUUUGUUCUACCAUUGCAGAUGGUAAACAGAUGGAUAUAUGCAGAAAUGACUAUUUCAUACCAGUGUCUUUUUAUUCAUAAACCCUGUGAUCUGCGUAACGAUACUUCUGCAACGUUUGGCUGUUGUGAAUGGGGCUUGGCAUGCUCUCAAAUUAUGUUUUAGUAUCCCAGAUCUGUUUUAAAUAACCUAAAGGAAAUACAGGUCAUGGGCCAUAGGUCAUAUGAUCUGUCUUAUUUGUGUAGGCUAAUCUCUAAUUAAGAUAUAUAAGAAUUAUGGAGCGAGGUGAUGUAGCCUACGGUUUUCUCACUCGGAUGGAGAAACUGGCCCGUGUGUUAAAGCUGUGUAUUUAUUUUAUCCUCUUAAAGACGAGAGAUAGGACAACUUGGCAACCCUUGAAAUGCAGUGGGUUUUAUAGCAAGUUUAUGUUUAUAAAUAAACUAUUUUAAAUGCU
Molecule: messenger RNA, 7654 nt
Organism: Astyanax mexicanus (Mexican tetra)
Lineage: Eukaryota; Metazoa; Chordata; Actinopteri; Characiformes; Acestrorhamphidae
Gene: limch1a
Product: LIM and calponin homology domains 1a
Exons: 31
Coding region: 302-5026 (1574 amino acids)
Biological process (GO): positive regulation of stress fiber assembly; regulation of focal adhesion assembly
Cellular component (GO): stress fiber
Molecular function (GO): myosin II head/neck binding
Source: RefSeq, a predicted model, not a curated record